Messenger RNA from Brassica rapa (field mustard), 729 nucleotides. RefSeq lists its product as uncharacterized. Lineage: Eukaryota; Viridiplantae; Streptophyta; Magnoliopsida; Brassicales; Brassicaceae. The record is from RefSeq and is a predicted model, not a curated record.
GGAAAGACAUUACUAUAGGUGGAAUAUGGUGCCAACCCUUAAAAUAGAGCACUCCCUACUCUUGUCUCCACUACUAACCAAAAAGAUGUUACUAAAUAACUAAGUAUGUCAUUAACGCCUUGUGCUAUAUAAACAAAUCUAUCGCCAGACCAAAACAAUCAUCACACCGUAGAUUUCAUUACAAACCGUUGAAAUAAGAAAAGAUGGGAAGUGGAAUGAUAACUGUAAUGGUUGUAGCAAUAGCUUUCUUCAUGAUCGGUUCCGACAAUGUCAACAUGGCGACAGCUCAGCUCUGUGGAGCUAACCUGUCGGGACUGGUGAAUGAGUGUCAACGUUACGUUAGCAACGCCGGACCAAAUUCUCCGCCGCCGUCUCGGUCUUGUUGUGCUCUGAUCCGUCCUAUAGAUAUACCGUGUGGUUGUCGCUACGUUACUAGGGAUGUUAUGAACACUUUUGAUAUGGACAAACUGAUUUACGUUGCUCGUUCUUGUGGCAAGAAGAUUCCAUCUGGCUAUAAAUGUGGAAGUUACACCAUUCCGGCGGCUUAGUUAAAGAGAAGGAUAUAUGCCAACAGAACUUGAGUAAAAAAAUUAAUAAGAUGUAUUUAUUUUUGAAUAAUGACGAUGAUGAUUACGAUGACAGGAUUUGGGUCUUGUAAUAAGUUUAUGUAAAUCAAAAUGGAGGUCAUGGUUGGAAGGUAAUAAGAUGGUAAUAGUUUGUGAGCAUUCA